Messenger RNA from Rhincodon typus (whale shark), 513 nucleotides. RefSeq names its product fibroblast growth factor 3 (gene fgf3). Gene Ontology annotation, cellular component: cytoplasm. Gene Ontology annotation, biological process: cell differentiation; regulation of cell migration; positive regulation of protein phosphorylation. The record is from RefSeq and is a predicted model, not a curated record. Gene Ontology annotation, molecular function: growth factor activity; fibroblast growth factor receptor binding. The transcript is spliced from 3 exons. Lineage: Eukaryota; Metazoa; Chordata; Chondrichthyes; Orectolobiformes; Rhincodontidae. The coding region runs from base 1 to 513 and encodes 170 amino acids.
AUGCUUAUAACUGUCUGCCUGUUGCUGAGUUCGCUGGAGUUGAGUGCACAGCAGUCGCCGCUGGCCCAGGCGCCGGCUGUGGCUCCGAGGGAGCCGUGCGGCCCAUCGCUGGCCUGCGAGCCCAGACUGAGGAGAGAUGCCGGCGGCCGGGGGGGCGUCUAUGAACAUCUCGGAGGGGCCCCGCGCAGGAGGAGGCUCUACUGUGCCACCAAAUACCAUCUGCAGAUCCACCUGAACGGGAAGAUUGAUGGCAGCCUGGAGAAAAACAGCAUCUUCAGUAUUUUGGAAAUAACAGCUGUUGAUGUGGGAGUUGUGGCAAUUAAAGGCCUGUUCUCGGGUAAAUACCUGGCUAUGAAUAAAAGAGGACGCCUCUAUGCGUCGGCCGCUGAUCAGAAUGGGCAGCUGCGGGCGAUCAAUGGGCGGCCCCAUAUUAACCAGUCACACUGCUCCCGGCGGCUUCUCAGCUGGGCUUUUGCUCAGAGGGAGAGGGCCCGGGGUGCUGCAUUCGUCUAG